AUGAAGGCCUCUCUCUUGUUGCCCGUCUCCGGCGCCCUGCUCGCCUCGGCUGCUCGACUUCACCCCCGUCAUAUCGCUUACGUGACGGAGGUGGAAACCAAGACGGUGACGGAAUGGUAUGGCGUCACAUCCACGCCCAAGCCCGAGGCCGAGCCCAAGCAGCUGGCCAACAACAACGUCAUCGAAAACACUCCGGCACAGGUCCCGGCACAGGCCCCGGCACAGGCUCCAGCCCAGCAGGCCGCACCGUCCGACAAUGACUUGCAAGACGUGACCCAGGAUCCUCCCCAGGCGAAGGUGUACCAGCCUGAACCGCAGGUUUCGAGUCCCCAGCAGCCUCAACCGUCGACGUCCAAUGCUGGACAGAAUUCUGGGUCCAUAUCCGACUCCCGGUUGCAGGACUUUACCAACUACCAGAAUUCCAUUCUCGAUCAUCACAACAUUCACCGCCUCAACCACUCGGCACCCCUGCUGUCGUGGGAUGACACGUUGGCGCAGUACGCGUCGCAGACGGCCCACACGUGCGUCUGGAAGCAUGACCAGACGCUCGGCGGCGGUGGCUACGGUCAGAACCUUGCCUCGUGGGGCAGCACCGAGAACAUCGACAACGACGCGACGAAAAUCAGGACGGCAGCUUCUGCCGUGACGAAUCAGUGGUACAACAAGGAGCUGCCCCUGUACCACUAUUACCAAGCCGAAGACCCUACGAACGAACCCGACUUUUUCCAAUGGGGUCACUUCACCCAGAUGGUCUGGAAGAAGACGACAAAGGUUGGAUGCGCCAGCGUCCUAUGCCGUGCCGGAACGGUGCUGAGCUACCCUGCGUGGUACACGGUUUGCAACUACGACCCUCAAGGCAACAUGGCGGGCGAAUUCGUCCAAAACGUCAGCCCGGCUCUCGGGAAAUCCGCCGUCAGCAUAUGA
Molecule: messenger RNA, 924 nt
Organism: Drechmeria coniospora
Lineage: Eukaryota; Fungi; Ascomycota; Sordariomycetes; Hypocreales; Ophiocordycipitaceae
Exons: 3
Coding region: 1-924 (307 amino acids)
Cellular component (GO): extracellular region
Source: RefSeq, a predicted model, not a curated record